Messenger RNA from Alnus glutinosa, 1996 nucleotides. RefSeq lists its product as uncharacterized. The transcript has 7 exons. NCBI's taxonomy places the organism in Eukaryota, Viridiplantae, Streptophyta, Magnoliopsida, Fagales, Betulaceae. The record is from RefSeq and is a predicted model, not a curated record. The coding region runs from base 405 to 1583 and encodes 392 amino acids.
UAGUUUCUUUAUGAGCCUAUGAAGAAGAUAAAUAGGCUUCAGCCUUCUGUCUUAACACCCACCACUUGUAGUUUCAAGUUUCGUCUUUCUCAGUUUUGGACUCUCUCAGCCUCUCAGUCUUUCUCUAUCAAAUUUUUGGGGUUGCCAUGGACCUCCAAAGUACGUCGUAGCUCCGCCCCUAGUAGUAGAGAAAGAAGAAGCGUUUGCGGAAGAGAUAGCCAUUGAUGAGAAUUGGCUUCUUUAUGGCCUGAUACCAUGUUAAAUAAAGAAGAGGAUAAAGGUAUAACAAUGAGUUCAUGGCUCAAUAAGUAGAUGAUUUUAAUCAACCGUUGGGGAAUCGUCGGCGAGCGAUCCGUUUGAAGGCUUACUUUAAUUGGGCAAUUUCUCUACAGAGAGUAGUUCAAAUGGAGAGCUCAAAUUUGGAAGGAAAAGUGCUAGAAAUGUUUGAAGUUGGACCCUGUAGAGAUGCUUACCAGAUGGGUUUGCUAAUAGGUCAAAGGUUCUCCAAUCUCAUCAGAAGCAGAUUGGCCAAAGACCUGAUUCUUCAAGAACAGCUCCUACCUUUUGCCCAAACCCCACAAGCACAGCCACUUAUCAAAGCCCUUACUGAUAAUAACCAAAAGAAGUUUCCCAGAUAUUGGGAUGAACUCCUAGGGACAGCUGAGGGCAGUGGAGUGCCUGUUCUUCAUAUAAUACUGAUCAACCUGAGGAAAGAGAUUAUUCCAUUUCUUCCAAAGACUACUAUAAUUUCUAAUGCAGAUACUCCAGAUGACUGCUCUGAUGUUCUCAUUGUUAGUGAUUCCAUUGCCAUGGCAGCCCACAAUGAGGAUGGAAAUGUUGCUUUACUUGGCCACACCUACUUGAUAAAGGCAAUGCUUCCAAAUGGACUAUCCUUCAUUGCUUAUACAUAUGCAGGAGAGCUCCCAAGCUGUGCAUUUGGAUUCAACAGUCAUGGAUUGGCAUUCACAUUGAAUGCAGUACCCCCAACUGAAGACGAGAUUGUGGCGGGUGGCAUCGGACGGAACUUCAUUUCUCGCGAUCUCCUUGAAGCGUCGGGCAUUGAUGAUGCUUUAACAAGAAUUCGUUCAUCAGCAGAAGUUUCUGUGGGACAUAAUUAUAAUCUGAUUGACACAAGAACACGUAAGAUUCUCAACGUCGAAACAGCAUCGAGGAACCGGAUUUCCAUUAGAGAGGUUGGAGAAACACCAUUUUUCCAUGCAAACAUGUAUCUCCAUCUUCCCGUCCAGCAGGUACAAGAUGAGAACUCCAUAAGCAGGCAAAAAAGAGCAGCUCUGCUACCCAAAGGAUCAAGAAACGAAUUCCUGUCACUUCUGGGAGAUAUCGAUGACACAAAAUACCCCAUCUACAUGACAGGUAAUCUGAAGAAUAUUCGAAUACCUUGUCUAAAUACUCUCUUGAUUAUCCUAUAUGCCAUAUUCUCAGGUCCAACACUCUAUACACUAUGUACGGCUGUAAUAGAUCUGGAUGAACAAACACUAUCCAUUAUUGAAGGGAAUCCAAAGGAAGGAGAAGCUUCUCAUGUCUUCACCAUGUCAUCAAAAGAGAUCAAGAUGCCACAGUAAAGCUCUGCACUGCCUACUUCGUUUGCUAGAAUCAGAAGUAACUCAUUUCUUAAGGCACUUAAACCGGUUCAUAGAGGCCUAACACGUGGCCAUCAAGACCUCGCAUGGCUGCAACCUGAUCCAAGCAAAUUAUACAAGACCUUUAGACCCUGAACAAGAAGACUAAAAAUUAAGUUUAAGUUGUCACUUUACCUUUCCAUGGAUCUCAUAUUUGAUGGGACCAUCUAGUUCAGCUCCUAAUGCCAUCAAUUUUGUCACUGUACUGUUAAUGUCAGUCACUGUGAAUGAUAGAAGUGAAGAGUAUCCAUUCUGCAUGGCAUGGUCACUGUGAAACUACAUUAGCAACUGGCAUGUUCAACUAUAGGAUGGAUUUCUACAAAAAUUAAAAUCUUGUGAAGUAGAUUUUCCUACCA